Prorocentrum cordatum is the source of this 1332-nucleotide messenger RNA. The record is from the annotation of a GenBank genome assembly. Lineage: Eukaryota; Dinophyceae; Prorocentrales; Prorocentraceae.
AUGGCCUGCUGUGCAGCAGAUGAGUUCGAGAACGAGAGGAGUUUGGAGGAGCUGGCAGCCGAGAAGGCCUUGGGUAGCAAGACGAGGAAGCUGACGCUGCGCGUGAACGUGUUCUCCGGGCACGACAUAGCGGAGUACCCCACGUACCUCUCCGUCGAGGUGCAGGACGCCCUCCAGUCGCACCAGGAGUUCUCGGGGGAGGAGCCGGCGAGCCGCACCCCCGUCUGGGGGUCCAGCUUCGAGCUCCCACUGAGCUUCAGCCCCGGGAACUCGCUGGAGGCCAGGGUCACGGUGUGGGGCAAGAGCCAGGUGCACGGCCGCCUGGACUGGCAGAUGGGAACGGCCACCAUCCGAGUGCCGUGCAGCCCGACAGACUGGCCCGUGCUGAUGGACGUCCCCCUCGGGCACGUGGCGGCUCCCGGGCCGUUCAGCAGCGCGCUGAAGUCCACGCUCCGGGUGGCGUACGAGGUGCUCGAGGGGCAUGCCUCGAACGGGAAGCUGCUAGAGGGCGUGAGCGAUCUGCUGCACAUCGCCACGAUGGGAGACGCGGGCAAGAUCAAGACGCAGUGGAACAUCAGCGCCACGCUCCACAAUCUCACCCUCUAUGGCCUGCACGAGGGCCAGACCCUGAUCCACGAGGUGAGGCUCCGGAUCGUCAAGAGGCAGAGGCAGCAGGGCAAGAAGCAUCGGGAGGUCGUCGGCCACAGCAUCUCCACGGGCAGCGUCAGCGCCGCGACCGACGACAGCGGAGUCCUGAGGGCAGACCUGGUGUCCGACAGGAGGGACGAGCGGGGCGCCCCCCUCCCGUGGGGCAUCGACAAGGAGCCGUGGCAGAUGACCGCAACGCGUGCGCAGCUGAACGGCUACGUGCUCGAGGUCGCGGUCCUGCAGGUGGAGCCGGGCGGGGACUCGCACGAUCACGACUCCAAGACGGUCACGGUCGGCCUCUGGGAGGAGACUCUGGGCAACAUGCUGGACAACAUCCGGGACUUCGGCUGCAAGGUGAGGCUGAAGGCCCUGCUGUCCAAGCCCGGCCAUGCCCCGCUGGCGAGCACGGUGGAGCUCGGGGUCGACAUCUGGGACCUGAGCCAGCACAGGGACAUCCCGCCCAUCUUCGACGUGAAGCCGCGCUCCGGCCGCUCGAUCGCGCUGCAGUCGCGCCAGCAGAUGAUGUACUUUGUGCUGUGGCUCGACCGCUUCGUGCCCGCCCACGGGCAGUCCCCGGACCCCGUCCUCCGCCUCACCGUCGGGAGAGCCAGACGGUUCUCGCUCGGGUGGACGAGGACGCCAGCACCCCGGACCGGUUUGCCUUCGAGCCCGUCGGAGUGCUGA